AUGGAGUCCUUAGGCAGAGAGGAGGAAACCUACAUCUUGGUGGAAUAUGCCUUUGAGUACACCGCCAAAGAUGGGCGUCUCGUGUCAAUAAAGCCCAACGAGAGAUACGUUCUGUUGAAGCGAACAAACGACCACUGGUGGCAUGUGAGGAAGAGCAAAGAGAGCCGGCCCUUCUACAUCCCGGCCAAAUACGUCAGACAGCUGCCUCCAGUGGCCCAGACUGAGCCGCCCUCUGAGAAUCUGCCCCCCACAACUCUACUGGAGAAUGCUGACUUAAGGGCUUCCAUUGCGGUUAGCCCGGAGCAGCCACCCGAGUACGAAUAUCGGUUUGUGAGCACCAUUCAAGCAUGUGAGUUUCAAAAGCCAGAUACAGACGAACCCUUCAAUUCCUCCCAGACCCAUUUUGCCUCUUCACAGGCAGGACUGGGGGUCCCUCUUGGUGUCAACAAAAAGGUUCUGCCCCACAUUUCUGGAGAAUCGAGAGACGCCCCUGCCAGCCUCAGCGCAUCUCAAGGCUGCCUUAAGCCUCACUGUCCAACUGGGCCCAGCUCUUCCUGGGUGGGCUGCACCCGGUCUGCUGAACAUAUCAGGCCAACAGUGUCCCUGGAUGACCUGGCCAGGUUCACUUCUCACAGCCAUGCAGGCACAGGGGACUUGGGAUUGUACAAAGCGGCUUCAUGGGGUCAUCCUCGCCCAUUCCUCAAGAGCAGCUCUGAAAACCUUUGCAAGCCGAGAGAGGAGAGAGCAAAGCUGUAUCAACAGAACGAUACCAGGCCAUAUGAAGGAAGGUCCCAGGAUCCUGUCUACGUGAAUCUCCAGGAGCUCCAGAAAGAACUGAGUGCAGCUGCAGCUCCCAGUGCGGACGGUACCCUUCAGCCGUGCCUUGGCAGUCCCUCGCCUAACUGGGAGACCCACACAGACACGGAAAGCGGCCAAGUGUUCUACUACAACCCAGUGACCGGGGAGACGACAUGGGAUUAUCCGCUUGAUGGCUCUGUCGAUGGGGCGAGUCCCACCCACUCGUGCUCCUCUUCCCUGACUUACAGCCCUGCUGCGCCUACGGAGUGGGACCAAUAUGUAGACCAAGUCAGUGGGCAGGUGUUCUUCUAUAAUACAGCCACAGGAGAGACAUCGUGGGAUGUGCCCCGGGCAGGAGACCCUCUGAGCUAUCCAGAGAUGCAGCCUGCAGUUGCUCCCUUCAGCCGUGUGGACCAGAGGCCUCCAACUCCAGAAACUGACUACCCCGACCUUUCUCCCGAUGAACUUGACCGCUACCCUGAAGAGGAUUAUUCUCCAGCGGGCUCUUACGAGCAUAUAGCCUUCUCCUAUGUUCCUUCAACAUACCACAGUUGGGGUUCCUGCAGCAACCAGGAUGCGUUGGUGGUUGACUCAGACAUGUACCCCACUGAGGUGCCUGUGCCCUGCCGUCACCACCGCAGCACCAGCAGUGGAUCCAGCCUGGACAGCAACCCCUUUGGGACCUGGUCAACCAACCAGUCAGCUUUCUCUCCUCCAAGGGAGGAGGAGCAGUUCAAAACCCUUGAAAAGGCAGGGAUGCUUCACCGGACCAAAACGGCUGAGAAAGGGAAGCGCCUGAGAAAGAACUGGAGUUCCUCGUGGACCGUUUUGGAAGGGGGUGUCUUGACAUUUUUCCGGGACUCGAAGCAUUCCGCUUCUGGCAGUGUGAAACAUCCCUCUGUGUUGAGCAGCCCGGAACACACCGUGGAUCUUCGUGGAGCAAUUCUCUCUUGGGCUCCCAAGGACAAAUCUAGCAAAAAACAUGUGCUGGAGCUGAAGACGCGGGAGGGCUCUGAGUAUCUAAUCCAGCAUGAUUCAGAGACCAUAAUCAGCACGUGGCAGAAAGCAAUUGCGGACAGUAUCGGCAGACUGCCCACAGAUUUCCCUCCGGAAGAUAAUGGGGAAAGCUCAACAGGUCUGGGGUCCAAGGAACACAUAGGAAGCAACAGAGAAAAAGAGAGUGAGAAGAAAACUCCAGCCUCCUGGCAUUCAUCCAGCUCUCUCAACACAGAUAGUGAGGCCAGUAAAGUCCGCAACAAACUCCGGAAGUUUCUUCUGAGGCGGCCGACUCUUCAGUCCCUGCGAGACAGGGGCUACAUCAAAGAUCAGGUGUUUGGAUGCCCUCUACAAACUCUGUGUGACCGUGAGAAAAGCACCGUGCCUCAGUUUGUUCGGAUGUGCAUCGACACCGUGGAAAACAGAGGUUUGGAGAUUGACGGACUGUACCGGGUAAGCGGCAAUCUGGCUACAAUACAGAAACUGCGCUAUAAAGUUGACCACGAUGAACGCUUGGACCUUGAUGGAAGCCGUUGGGACGAUGUUCACGUCAUCACUGGGGCCCUCAAGCUCUUCUUCCGUGAGCUGCCGGAGCCACUCUUCCCUUUCAGUCAUUUUGACAAGUUUAUCGCAGCCAUUAAAAUUCCAGAGCUGGCCAAGCGAAUCCUCCAUUUACGGGAGCUGGUGCGUUCUCUACCUGCUGCUAACCAUGAUACCAUGAAGUUCCUUUUCCAACAUCUCUGCAGGGUUAUCGAGUUCCGAAAAGAGAACCGCAUGUCGGCGCAGAGCAUUGCCAUUGUGUUUGGGCCCACGCUGCUGAAGCCGGAGGCUGAAGAAGGGAGCAUGACCAUGCAUAUGGUUUUCCAGAAUCAAAUUGUGGAGCAAAUCCUGAAUCAGUUCAGCUACAUUUUUCCGGAGAGCUAGACCCUCCCAGGGGGCUGGAAGGAGCCGGCUU
This is a messenger RNA of Euleptes europaea (tarantolino), 2749 nucleotides long. RefSeq names its product Rho GTPase activating protein 27 (gene ARHGAP27). Bases 1 to 2718 code for a protein of 905 amino acids. Gene Ontology annotation, biological process: regulation of GTPase activity; signal transduction. NCBI's taxonomy places the organism in Eukaryota, Metazoa, Chordata, Lepidosauria, Squamata, Sphaerodactylidae. The record is from RefSeq and is a predicted model, not a curated record. Gene Ontology annotation, cellular component: cytoplasm. The transcript is spliced from 18 exons. Gene Ontology annotation, molecular function: protein binding.